Messenger RNA from Aspergillus wentii DTO 134E9, 660 nucleotides. RefSeq lists its product as uncharacterized. The transcript is spliced from 3 exons. Gene Ontology annotation, molecular function: ATP binding; protein kinase activity. The record is from RefSeq and is a predicted model, not a curated record. Gene Ontology annotation, biological process: protein phosphorylation. NCBI's taxonomy places the organism in Eukaryota, Fungi, Ascomycota, Eurotiomycetes, Eurotiales, Aspergillaceae. Bases 1 to 660 code for a protein of 219 amino acids.
AUGGAGAUGGAUAAUAUCAAGCCUGCUGAAAUCAUCUUUAAGGAGAAACUGUAUUCUUCUCAGCACUCUAUUAUCUUCCUUGUCACCAUCCGCAAUAUAACACAGCAUCAUGGACGAGGUCCCCGUCUCUACUACGAGUCAGCCAACCGCGAACUCGACAUCCACAUCGUCGAAGCAACCGCCUACCAUCGCCUGAAACAAUUCGGCCUGUGUGACCGCGGCAUCGUCCCCAACUUCCUCGGGACGAUGAGAAAAUUCAACCCCUCCCUCUGCCGACCUCAUCUAGACACCUUCCUUGAAGACGAAUAUCCCCCCAGCGCCAUCUUCCUCGAGUACAUUCCCGGCCUGGAAAUGAUCUACCUGAACAACUACACGCCUCAAAGAAUGGAUAACCUCGUCACGGGCAUUCAGGAAAUCCAUAAAGCGGGAGUUUUGCAUGCGGAUCCAAAGCCGCGGAAUAUGAUGGUUGUUGCUGGUGAUGCUGAGCGGGUUGUGUGGUUGGAUUUUGACCGUUCGUAUACGUAUACUCUGGGGAGUAUGACGGAGCAGGAACAGGCGAGAUUGGAGAAUGAGGAGGUGAGGAUUGUGGGGAUUAAGGAGUAUUUGGGAGCGGAUUGUGCUACCGGAACACUGGACAAGGCGUAUAUCUUCUACACUUGA